Cladophialophora immunda is the source of this 1771-nucleotide messenger RNA. RefSeq lists its product as uncharacterized. Lineage: Eukaryota; Fungi; Ascomycota; Eurotiomycetes; Chaetothyriales; Herpotrichiellaceae. The transcript has 3 exons. The record is from RefSeq and is a predicted model, not a curated record. The coding region runs from base 186 to 1667 and encodes 493 amino acids.
CACCUCACGACCUUGGCACCACUGCAAUGGAGGCUUCAAGCCACAGGAAUAUCGGGCUUGAUUCUGCGCCGCCUACCUAGCUACCUGCUGGCGUCCUGUAGCUUCUGCAAUGCGAACCCGAAGAUAGCAGCAGAUGCACUCUGUUGCAAACACCUCUUGUCUGUUCCUCGUAUGGAUUCUUACGGAUGGCACCCAACGCAAAUCAUCAAACGACAUCCUUUAUCCAUAGCGCGGGCAAGCCCUCAGAGUGGAGGAAGAAGGACCAAGUGCGCCGUCAACAUCAGCAUGCCGCGAGUGUAGCACAUCAACGGGGACAGAGGAAGAGACUGCCACGCUCGCAAGCUCUUCCUGUCCCUGCCAACAACUCUACCCUUCCAUCACCUCCAGCGCUUCGAUCAGAUCCUAGCGGCAGCCGAUUCGACCCCUUUGAUGUCUUCUUUGUGACCAAUCUCUCUGCGCAUGCGCAGACGAUGUUUCAAUCCGCCAUCAUCGAUCAAUGGCCGUCCUUCGCAUUGUCCAGCCGGAAACAAGACAUCGACAGAUGGCGAUCCGUCACGGUGAAAUAUGCCCUUGAAUCGCCCUAUCUGGUGCCGGCAAUCACCUACGCGGGGUCUUCUUAUCGCUAUUUCUUCGGCUCGCGGGACUCGUCUGCAAAAUUCCAUCGCAUCAAUUUCUAUCAUGAGACAUUAAGACAACUUCGAGAGGCGAUGCUCCAGCCUGACAGUCAAUGUAGCGAUGCGAUGCUUCUGGCUAUCGCCAUACUAACCAUCCACGGCCCUCCCAACGACAUGCAAGGCCGGACCCUGGUAGGCUCGCAGCAGAUGAGAGAUUACGAGUAUUACGGAAGCAAAACAUGGGAACCGACUCAUUUUCAGGCGUUAUUGUCCUUGGUGAAACAAAGGGGUGGAUUGCACAAACUCGGCAUCGACUCUCUAGCCGGCAUCGUCAUGACGAUUGAUAUUGUUGAUUCGAUUUCCGUUCUGAGGGCCCCUGCUUUUCCUCUUUUCUUCCCUCCGAGUCCCGUGCUCCAGGCUCUCCGCCAGUGCCGCAAGCCGGACAAGAGCAACUCCUGCCAGGGCUUUCGCUUCUUGCGGAACAGGCACCUUGGUCGACGGCUUCUGACGAUAAUUGAGGACGUUGAUGCCCUACUCGACGCGUACGACACUGUUCUGAAAAAUCCUGGUUCUAGUAUAGAUUUUGGGCAAUUAGUCGCGGCGUGGCGCAUUUUGCAGCACCAAACACUGUCGCUGCCAAGUGGCGAGGAUCUCCUGUUCAACCUAUGUCGGGUCGCUGUCAUAGUUUUUCUAGUCGAAUGCCUCGAACCCUUGCCAGUCACUGGCGCCUUCCACCGGAAUGGUUCAGAAAGACUGAUGUUGUUAAUUGACGAGUGCGAUAAGAGGGAUUAUUGGCAGACGUCUCCUAAUACCAUGCUCUGGGCAACUGUGGUCGGCGGUUUCAUCAGCCGCGACACAUCGCUUCGCUUGUGGUACAUCGAGCAGCUUCGUGGAAGUCCAAUAACGACCGGUCAAGAGCAUUGGGAGAAGGUUUUGCACUUGGCAGAGGCAUAUCUUCCAUUCAGGCAUCGACAAGCGCAAGGUUGCCAGCAGUUCUGGAACGAAGGAUGCAAGUGGCUGGCAAUCGCCAAUCCAUACCUGAGAACAAGCUAAGAAUACGAAUUCACCGUGAUGAUAAAGGGGAUGAACUACGUGCAUACACGAACAACACGGGUCCGAUUGUCCGGCAUUCCAAGAGUUCUAACGGCCGAACUUGA